This is a messenger RNA of Suricata suricatta (meerkat), 3831 nucleotides long. It is a transcript of the gene PTGER2, whose product is annotated as prostaglandin E receptor 2. Gene Ontology annotation, biological process: positive regulation of cytosolic calcium ion concentration; cellular response to prostaglandin E stimulus; inflammatory response. Gene Ontology annotation, cellular component: plasma membrane. Lineage: Eukaryota; Metazoa; Chordata; Mammalia; Carnivora; Herpestidae. The transcript is spliced from 2 exons. Gene Ontology annotation, molecular function: prostaglandin E receptor activity. Bases 661 to 1710 code for a protein of 349 amino acids. The record is from RefSeq and is a predicted model, not a curated record.
UCCAGGGCCCAGGUCCUCCUAACUUCUCUAUUGUCUGGUGAGUCACUUUUGCUUUCCUGUCGUUGCCUUCCGUGAAUUCUGCACACACCCCACAAGCACCCCGCACUCACUCCCAGCCCUCCGCCUGGGCUCCACACUUCCUAGCUGAGGUCGAGGUCGGUGGCCGUGCGGCUUCCAGCACCCAAUCCCCGGGGUUUGGGCGGGAGCGGGGCACACUGCAGCUCCAGCCCAGCGCCCCGGGGCCGGGCCCGUCUUUUGGGGCCACUCUCCUCCCCUCUUCCCACUGUGACGCGAGUCCCACUUCUGGGGCGGCUUGCGGGCGCUAGCCCUGGGGAUGGUGACACCAAUUCUGAGUUCAGCCCCAGGCGGGUGCGGAGUAGCGGCAGCUGCCCCCGUGCGUGGGGUCCCGGCGGAGGGGAGCGCGGAUCCGCAGAAGAGCCCUGAGCGCCGCCCGGAUGCUGCAGCCUAGUGGCCUCUGCCGGAGCGACGCGAGCCCCGGGGCCGAGCCUGCCCUGGGCGCGCUGGGGGCCGGAAGGGGGCUCUGGACUUGGAUCCCUCCCCCUCUCCCUCUGCGUGCCGGGGCACUCCUGCUCUCAGACCCUCCUCCUCCCAGGUACGAGCUGGGAGAGGAGGGUGCGUCUCUCCUUCCAGCGCUCCACCAUGGGCAAUAUCUCCAAUGACUCCUUGCCCGAGGACUGCGCGUCUCGGCAGUGGCUCUCCUCCGGCGAAAGCCCGGCCAUCAGCUCGGUGAUGUUCUCGGCCGGGGUGCUGGGGAACCUCAUUGCUCUGGCGCUGUUGGCACGCAGCUGGCGGGGGGAUGCGGGACGCAGCGCAGGACGCGGGAACUCUGUCUCUUUGUUCCACGUGCUGGUGACGGAGCUCGUGUUCACCGACCUGCUUGGGACCUGCCUCAUCAGCCCGGUGGUGCUGGCUUCCUACGCCCGGAAUCAGACCCUGGUGGCGCUGGCGCCAGAGAGCCGUGUGUGCACCUACUUUGCCUUCGCCAUGACCUUCUUUGGCCUGGCCACGAUGCUCAUGCUCUUCGCCAUGGCUCUGGAGCGCUACCUAUCCAUUGGGCACCCCUACUUCUACCAGCGCCGUGUCACACACUGGAGCGGCCUGGCAGUGCUGCCCACCGUCUACGUGGUCUCCCUACUUGUUUGCUCGUUGCCGUUGUUGAACUACGGGCAGUAUGUCCAGUACUGCCCCGGGACGUGGUGCUUCAUCAAGCACGGCCAAACGACGUACCUGCAGUUGUAUGCCACCCUGCUGCUGCUCCUCAUCAUCGCGGUGCUCGCCUGCAACUUCAGCGUCAUCCUCAACCUCAUCCGCAUGCACCGUCGGAGCAGGAGAAGUCGCUGUGGGCCCUCCUUGGGCAGCAGCCCGGACGCCCCUGGGACCCGCAGGAGAGGGGAAAGGGUGUCCAUGGCAGAGGAGACAGACCACCUCAUUCUCCUGGCUAUUAUGACCAUCACUUUUGCUGUGUGCUCCUUGCCUUUCACAAUUUUUGCAUACAUGAAUGAAACCUCUUCCCGAAAAGAAAAGUGGGACCUCCAAGCUCUUAGAUUUUUAUCAAUCAAUUCAAUAAUUGACCCUUGGGUGUUUGCCAUCCUUAGGCCUCCUGUUCUGAGACUAAUGCGUUCAGUCCUCUGCUGCCGGGUUUCAUUAAGAACACAAGAUUCAACACAGACUUCCUGUUCUAUACAGUGAAAUGUCAGUAAAUAGAUUGACCUUUGUGGACAGUAGUUAAGAAGUGCUUGGUUAGCCAGCGUCUGGAAGAUCAUUUUGAAAUGGCUCCUUGGAGAAAUGAAAAAAGUUAGUUUAUAAACAAAACGAAGCUACCCUAAUAAAACAGAGUAAACAGACGGUUCAGCAGCAGUUUGAGCUGCAGAGGUGCUGACAAGGCACUUCACAGAAGGUGUCAGAAGGAUAUAUAAAAGCUAUAUAACAUUCUGUUUCCAGGGAGAGCAUGUUACAUGGUCUCUGAGAAGAAACCAGCUGCAUUCAGGAUCCAGUUGACUUUUGAUUUAAGCUUUCCUGUUGAAUGAGAGAGCAUGUGGUUUUGUAAUUUGUUUAAAACCCUAAGUAGUUACUGUGUUUUCUAUUUUAAUCUUUUACGUUACUGCCGCUAUAAACAAACAGACAGUAUACAGUUAGGCAGAUAAAACUUCGCAUGUAUUCCCUAGGAAGUCCAUAUGAGGAAGCAACCAAGCCUGGUGUCUUGUGAUUGCUUAAGAAACCCUUUGGCCAGUGAAUUUGGAAAUCACAGGCACUUGGUAGUGUCAUAUUUGUGCACGUGGGGGGACUCUCUCAUCACUACAGUAUUUCGCGUGGAAAAGUAAGUAAGCUCAGCUGGGUGAUGUCACCUUUUCACUCCUCCUCUGGAAGCUGGGUGUCAAAGUAUCAGGUUAUUUAUUUUAUAAUGUCCGUUGUGCCAACAGUACUCAAGAACAUUUUUGGAACUUUCCUCUCAACAUGAAAUAAUAGGCUAUUGAGAGAGUUAAUUCUGAUUAAUAUUCUUCAUUCUGUCUCCAGGGAGAUGAUAGGGGGCUAUGUCUACAACCUAAUGUUAGAAUUAAGAAUGGAAAAAUCUGAUCAUUUCUCAGUAAACUCUGAAACUCUUGUAAGGCUCAUGCUAAGGCUGUGACUAACAUCUACUUUAUAAGGUGAUUGUGUUGUAGGAAAACUCAUGUAUCUACAUUUUUAUCCAGGAAGCAUGGUUUGACUCAUACAGUAUAGGAAAUAAUGCAACAGUGAGUCAUAUCGUAAUAUGUUUCUAAAUCUAAAUGUUUGCCAUGGCAUAAACCCGGCAUUAAAAUAUUUCAGUGAAUCUGCACUGCUUAAUUAUCUUAGUUCCUGCAUAAACUCAUCUGAAAUGUUACAAAAACAAACUAUGAAACAAAAAUUUAGAAAUGGAACAGUGUUGAUGAGUUCCCCCAAAUAACAGUUUAUAGAGUAGAUAUAUUUGUUAGAGAGAUAAAAGUGGAAAAAUUAUAUUUAUUAUGGCAGUUUUUCAAAGUAUGGUUUCAUUGUAAUUUAAAUGUUAAAAUAGUAUAGUACUUGGUAUUAGGGUAUUUUGUUUUCUUACGACAGGACCUUCAGAAUAGUAGAGCCACCUUAUUUAUUUAUUUAUUUUGCUGUGUGUUAUUACAGGAUAGCUAUUAUAAAAAACCAAAAAGGGGAUGUUAGUUUUUUCCAAGGUCUCAUUGAGUUGCUUACGCAAAACCAUUUCCUAUAAGUAAUUAUCAAACUAGGUGAUCACUUAAAGUGAUUCCAAACCAAUCUACCAUCAGAAUAUUUUGACACAAUCUAUGUCAAAUCAGCUCUUAUUUUUAAAAGAAUAAAUAAGUGGUUUGCUUUUCUACUGAUUUAAACAAACCAGCCAAAUUUAACUUAACUGAAAUCUGAACAUGUAAAUAAAUCUUCCCUGCAAAUGAGUAUUCUAAAGUUAAGAAAUUGUUCUAAACAGAACUAAUAACUACACUCGUGGGUAAUUCCUAAACAUAAAAUUCUGAAGUUACGUUGAAUCUGGAAGAUUGAUUUCUUUUAUCAGAUGACUAUUUUUUCCUCCAAAUGAAAAUGUUAACUAUAGUCCUUCACUCCACUUCACCAUCACCCCAAAAUUCUGGAAUAAUGCCUGAGAACCUUAAAGGAAAAAAAACAAGAAAAGGCAUAGUUGGACAUAGUAUCCCUAGGGGGAACAAAAUGAUUUACUCUGGGAGCCCAAUAUAUAAAAGUUUAAGCCAUUUAUUUAAGAACUGGUAGGUUUCUAGAGCUUAGUUUCCUGAUGUAUUCCUGUUCUUUGUACUGUAUUAAAAUGGCUAAAUCUUG